Eimeria necatrix is the source of this 504-nucleotide messenger RNA. Its product is annotated as cyclic nucleotide-binding domain containing protein, putative. The coding region runs from base 1 to 504 and encodes 167 amino acids. Lineage: Eukaryota; Apicomplexa; Conoidasida; Eucoccidiorida; Eimeriidae. The record is from RefSeq and is a predicted model, not a curated record. The transcript has 2 exons.
AUGGCUGAGGUCGAGGCUGUGGGCGCCGCCCUGUCUACUGUUGUAUUCUUUUCUCGGCUGGAUGAAGCAACCGUUUUGCUCCUAUCAAAAUGCGUGAAGUACGAGCAGUUCAAGUCUCACGAAAAAGUUUUCAGCUACGGUGCUUAUGGAGACAAGUAUUACUUGCUCCUAACGGGAAGGGUAGCAGUGCAGGUGCCAGUGAAGCAACCUGGCAAUAACAGCAGCAGCAACGACAGCGGCAGUGAGAACAAUGACAACAGCGAGGAGCAUAGUAGUGAUGAUGGUGACGACACGGCUAGUAGCAACGAAAAUGGAAAAGUACAUAUGCUGCAGAUAGCCACGUUAGAGGCAGGCGCGGGAUUUGGGGAGAUGGCGCUGCUGGAGGACCAGCCCAGAUCGGCAACUAUUGUAGCACUUGAGAACUCGGAAGCCCUGUCUUUAGAUAGGGAGAACUACCAGCUGCACGCAAUGGAAAAACACAGAGAAGUGUUCCGCCGCAAGUAA